CAACUGGCCAGGAGGGGACUCUUGGCACUGAAGGAAACCUGCCUCCUUCAGCAAAGGGCUUUCACAGUCCAUCACAGGCCACCUUGCAUAAGGGACCAGAGGAGGCAGGGCAUAAAAGGGCUUCCCCCUAAGGCCACAGGGCUACAUUCCCAGCUCACACUCCAAGGCCUACGACUGAGGAUGGAGAGCUGCUGGGGAGUCCUGAUGAUGCUCGGGGUGGCUGUAGCAACCACCACAUCACCUCCUCCUCCACAGCAGAUGCUGAGCUAUGAAGAGGCUGUUUCCCUGGCCAUAGACCUCUACAACCAAGAACCACACGUAGACUUUGCCUUCCGACUCUUAGAAGCAGAAGCCCAACCUGACUGGGCUGCGACCAAUGAAACCCUCCAGCUGCUGGAGUUUACAGUGAAAGAGACUGAGUGCCCCGUGUCUGAGAACCUGCUCCUUGAUGAAUGUGACUUCAGGAGCAAUGGGGUGGUGAGAGUGUGCUCAGGAACCAUCUCCACUGAGCCGGAGGCCCCCUUGGUUCUGCUCACCUGCGACACGGUGGCUCAGGAGCGUAUUCGUGUCAGGAGGUCCAUAUUCAGAAAACUCAGGAGGAAAAUCAAAAAGGGUCUUAAGAAAGGGAUCCGGCACCUCCUGGCUGGUGGAAGACAAGGCCCUCCCCGAGGAGGGAGACCAGGAAUGAUAUAGAGAGCCAUGGGCUGCCACUCCAUUGAACCUGACAGCAGCUCUCCAUAGACCCACACUGGACGAACAAGAGGCCUGAAGAAUCACAUCUGACCAUCUUUGGGCAAACUCCUGCCAGUGAUAGCUGGGUUGUUAAUUCCAUGUGGUUCAUUAUGCUCGUUACAAUAAAAUGUGGUGGCGUUUUAAUUUGUAAA
This is a messenger RNA of Dermochelys coriacea (leatherback sea turtle), 884 nucleotides long. Its product is annotated as cathelicidin-2-like. The record is from RefSeq and is a predicted model, not a curated record. Gene Ontology annotation, cellular component: extracellular region. Lineage: Eukaryota; Metazoa; Chordata; Testudines; Dermochelyidae. The transcript is spliced from 4 exons. Gene Ontology annotation, molecular function: lipopolysaccharide binding. Gene Ontology annotation, biological process: innate immune response; antimicrobial humoral immune response mediated by antimicrobial peptide; defense response to Gram-negative bacterium. The coding region runs from base 181 to 693 and encodes 170 amino acids.